UUUAAUAAUCCACAGAAAAAGUCAAAGAUUUCAGCCUCACGGAAGCUAAUGCUAAAGAGCAUGAUGGUUGCUAAAGCUAAAGAGAUGCUAGACCAGGAGGCGCUGGAUAUAGAGGAGGAGAAGGAGCUGUAUCUGGCAGAGAAAGCCCCUCCUCUUCAGACUGGUGGAAUGUCUCUUGCAGAGCUUCAGGAAUUGUGUCAAGAACUCCAUGCCAAGAUAGACGUGGUGGAUGAGGAACGUUACGAUAUCGAAGCCAAAGUGCUGCAUAACAACAGAGAGAUAAAAGAUCUAAACAUUAAGGUCUUAGACUUGAGAGGGAAGUUUAAGAGGCCCAAUCUGAGAAGAGUGAGAGUGUCAGCAGAUGCCAUCCUGCGUUCACUCUUGGGCUCCAAACACAAGGUGUCAUUAGAUCUGAGAGCAAACCUCAAAUCCGUCAAGAAAGAGGACACAGAGAAGGAAAAAACAGUAGAGGUUAGUGACUGGAGGAAAAACGUAGAGGCCAUGUCUGGAAUGGAAGGCCGCAAGAAAAUGUUCGAUGCUGCCAAAGGGCCUGUGCAGUGAUCAAGAUAUGGAAUCAAUUCAGAGUAUUGAUGUGGCAAUGCUGACAUUUGCUUUAUUGAAUUAAAUUUUAAUAAUAUUACAAUCUUCAUUAUAUGUUACUGUUAUACAUUUAUUGCAUGUUACUUGUCUAAUUGGAUGUUUAUGUGUUCUCAAUGCCUAAGUAACAUAAAGUGUGAUUAGAUUAUGUGUCAGAAAACAAUCUGUUUUGGUCAGAGUUGACCACAACAGCAAUUGUCAAAUCAUAAGAAUGUGAUGUUUUAAUAGUGACAUUCUCAAAAUUAUAUUACAUUUCUAUAAACAUC
Clarias gariepinus (North African catfish) is the source of this 863-nucleotide messenger RNA. It is a transcript of the gene tnni1b, whose product is annotated as troponin I type 1b (skeletal, slow). The coding region runs from base 49 to 561 and encodes 170 amino acids. Lineage: Eukaryota; Metazoa; Chordata; Actinopteri; Siluriformes; Clariidae. Gene Ontology annotation, cellular component: troponin complex. The transcript has 6 exons. The record is from RefSeq and is a predicted model, not a curated record. Gene Ontology annotation, biological process: muscle contraction.